UAUGUAAUUGUGGAUCAAUAACAAUGAAUUUAUGGACAAGCUAAAUGAAGUGGUAUUGACGGAUCAACAGCCUGAGCUUCUUCAGAAGCUGUCCCAAGGAAAGCCUACCUUGAGAAUAAUGUAUGAGCUAUUUCAAUGCAUACUUAAAAUGGGUCCUAUUGGCCAGGGCCUCUCAAUGCUAUUUGGUGCAGAUUUUCUGCCAAAAGGUAAUGAAAAGGAAAUCCGGGCAAAAUUUAAUGGAUAUCUGACAUUGAUGGACUCAAUGACCAACGAAGAAUUGGAUAGUUCCAAUCCAAAGCUUAUGAAUCAAUCCCGGAUCAUGCGAAUAGCUAGGGGUGCUGGCCGUCGAGUACAUGAGGUAAUAGAGUUGCUGGAAGCAUACAAGCGACUUGCAAAUACGAGCAAGAAUAAAUCUUUAAUGAAGGGACUAAAUCAAAUGGGAGGUGCAGGUGGUUUACAGAACAUCAUAAAGCAUAUGAGUUCCUCCAAAGAUAUGAUGGGUAUAUUUGGUGGUGGCCGUAAAUAAGUAAAGAUUACAUCAAAAGCAUAAAUUUACAGAUUUACAAAGUCAAGAACUAGCAAUUCCUGUCUAUAUAGUUAAAGCACGCACAAUUUUGAGUUCUUCCACUGAUAGUAUGUUGUAUUGUUACCUUGUUUGUAUAAUUUAUUAGCAAGAUCUUGGCCUUUAAUCAUAUGGAAACACGUGGCAGCAUACUACAAGUUACUAAGAAAAACUGAACCAAAGAGCAUGGGCUUGUUCAAUAACAUUGGUUCUCUUUACUUAUCAAUUUAGAUA
This is a messenger RNA of Nicotiana attenuata, 796 nucleotides long. RefSeq names its product signal recognition particle 54 kDa protein 2-like. Gene Ontology annotation, biological process: SRP-dependent cotranslational protein targeting to membrane; SRP-dependent cotranslational protein targeting to membrane, translocation. Gene Ontology annotation, molecular function: GTP binding; 7S RNA binding; endoplasmic reticulum signal sequence receptor activity. The record is from RefSeq and is a predicted model, not a curated record. The transcript is spliced from 3 exons. Gene Ontology annotation, cellular component: signal recognition particle, endoplasmic reticulum targeting; cytosol. Lineage: Eukaryota; Viridiplantae; Streptophyta; Magnoliopsida; Solanales; Solanaceae. Bases 32 to 526 code for a protein of 164 amino acids.